AAGAUGGGCAACAGUGCCUGCACAUGUAAGAGGUGUCGUUUGCCGUGUUCAGAGAAAAAGAAGAUAGAGCCAGUUAUUCAAAAACAAGUGUACCAAUCUAUCGCCGAUUUUCCAUCUAAUUUCCUGGGUAAUCAGACGCUCAAAAAAGGUGAUAUCUUGGAAGUAAUAGAGGAAAGAGAAAACUGGGUGUAUGCAAGGAUACGCACAGCAAAGAAUGGAUUUUCUGAAGAACAGAUCUAUGUACCAGCAGAUUUUCUCAAACCAGUGAAUAGUCUGGAGGCACAGCCAUGGUAUUUUGAAAACAUCAUAAGGCGUACUGAAGCCAAAAGAUGUCUGCUGAGACCAGAAAACAGUGAUGGUGCAUUUCUUGUGUGGCGAAGUAGAGAAAAUAAUAACUUCUACCUUUCAGUAAAGUAUGAAGACGUUGUGAGGCAUUACAGAAUUAAGGAAAGAGAAUCUGACAAAUGGUUUUACCUGGUAAAGCAGAAAGAGUUUCAGACCCUUUCUGAGUUAGUGGAAUCAUAUUCCAAACAUCAGGAUGGACUUUGUACAUGCCUUAAACUCCCUUGCGUUAUGCUUGAUAGGCCAUCCCUUCCCAGCCUGUCAUUUGAGGAGCAAUGGGAAAUCAACCGAAGCUCUCUGACCAAAAUGAAGAAGCUUGGCAGUGGUGAAUUUGGAGAAGUAUGGCACGGGGUCUGGAACAAUAUGAUAGACGUUGCUAUUAAAGAGUUUCGAGUCAUCAGCCCAGAUAUUCAGACAGAGAUAAAAAUCAUGAAGGCGCUUCAGCAUAAGAAUCUGCUCAGACUGUAUGCGGUGUGCACUGCUGAUGAGCCCUUCUGCAUUAUCACAGAGCUCAUAAAAAAUGGAAGCUUGAAGAAUUACCUCAUUGGCCACAAAGAUUUGAGAAAUAUUGAUUUUUCACUUAUGAUGGACUUUGCAGUGCAGAUUACGGAAGGGAUGUCAUACUUGGAGAGUAAGAACAUAGUUCACAGAGACUUGAGAGCUGAUAACAUUCUGCUUACUGAAAUGAUGUCCUGCAAGAUAGCAGAUUUUGGACUAGCUCAGUUUACUUUCGCACAAGAUCAGCAAUUAUCUUCAGUCAAAGUACCAGUAAAAUGGAUGGCACCUGAGAUCUUCAUGGGAAAAGAAUACACAAAAAAGUGUGAUAUCUGGUCUUUUGGGGUUCUCUUGAUUGAAAUUGUCACAUAUGGAAAUGAUCCAUACCCUGACCUUGACAAAGCAGCAUGUAUUCAGGCCGUUCAGAGGGGAUACAGGAUGAAACGACCAGCAGACUGCCCUGAAACACUGUAUGAUAUCAUGUUACUGUGCUGGAAUCACAACCCGGAUGAAAGGCCCACAUUCAUGGACCUUCAGGAAAGGUUAUUGAAGCUGAUUCCUGAAUCCUCUUUAGAUAUUAACUGAGAUAUUCUGGACACUGAAAGCAACUACCGAUUCAAACACAUGAUAUAUACUAUAUUCAUGCUGCCGCAUUGUAAAUCCUGUUGUGAUGUUUUGUAUUUAUACAGAAAGUCAUUUAAUCCUUCAGCACUGUCUUUAUGACAAAAAAAAAAAUCAUUUCACAUAUUUUGGCUGUGUUCACAUUUAAAAAGCUGGCAAUCGAGAGGCUACAUUUCUGAUUUAGUCAUCACUGCACCAAAAAAUAAGACCUAAAAUCCUUUAUUGAGCAUGUAGCCUUAAUAUUUAAAUAGUCAUUUUUAUCUAUGUACACUUUUCAUCUUUACACCGUUAAAUGAUAUCUGUUCCUGAUGAAACAGUGCAGGUUAGCCUCAAUCCUUGCUGCAAUCUAAAACAAAAAACUUACUGCAUAGAUUCUAAGUACUGUUUUGGCUGUUGAACUCAACUGAAGACAUGCCACAUAUCUAUCCUUAUUAACAUAUAACAAAUAACCAAGAAUGUUAAAUAAACAAUAAAGCAAUAUAUCUAAGGAUUCCAUGUAUCUACGGUCACUUAUGAUGUAUAAAAUAUUUAUUUUGGUGUAAGGUUUGCAACAAAGUUCAAUUUCUUUUUCCAUUUUUGAAUUUAUAUUAAACUUACAUUAUAGCAACAAUAUUCUGCAAUUACUGGUUGAGAUAUUUUAUGUAUCAUGCAUUAAAAUAGGCUUAAAGGUGUAAUGUACAAUACCAAGCUAACCAUAAAGCAGCAUCAGAAAAUCUGGUCCACAAAUAAAACACAAAUCAUUAAAUAAUACGCAUUAAUUAUACCUUUUUCCUUUGUAGUCAAAUUCCUUCAUUAGUUAUCACUGUCUCACUGUCAUUUCUGUGUAACAAUUAACAAUGUUUUAUACAUUUGUAAUUAUACAACUCACCUGAUUUUCCAUAAAAUUGCAUUUUACACACAAAUACUAAAGUGAAUAUAUUCAAGUAAAUCUUUAAACAUUUGAAGGAUUUCAAACAUCCUGAAAAAUGUGACAGAACAAUUUUUUAGUAAAGUGUGCACAAUAAAGAAGUCUAUGAAAUGUAA
Molecule: messenger RNA, 2481 nt
Organism: Tachysurus fulvidraco (yellow catfish)
Lineage: Eukaryota; Metazoa; Chordata; Actinopteri; Siluriformes; Bagridae
Product: tyrosine-protein kinase SRK3
Exons: 9
Coding region: 4-1422 (472 amino acids)
Biological process (GO): cell differentiation; cell surface receptor protein tyrosine kinase signaling pathway; protein phosphorylation
Cellular component (GO): extrinsic component of cytoplasmic side of plasma membrane
Molecular function (GO): non-membrane spanning protein tyrosine kinase activity; ATP binding; signaling receptor binding
Source: RefSeq, a predicted model, not a curated record